GGCUCGAGCCCAACAAUCUUCCCUCCGAACUUUUCUUUCACGGCGUCGCAUCUUCUACAAUGGCCUAGAUUUUUCACUCUACCUUUUUUCACCUUCAGAGACGUUUCGACUUGACCAUGAUACCCUCAUAGACUUCAAUUCCCCGCUUUUAAAUCCCCCUGACACAGUAGAUUGUACAGUAUCUUCCUUACCCGCUUCCGCUUAUACCUCACCCAUCCAUACACCUCGUGAAAGCCUCAGCGCUAUUUCACCAAAAAUGCCUCCCACCACAUCCACAAUCCUCCGCGCCGUCUUCCGGCGGCAGCUCGAGCAACUGCGCACAACACGGCUCCCGCGCUCCGCGCCGCGACGCUUCCAGUCCAGCAACUCCGGCCCUAAGCCCAGCGCCAGCGAGACCGCGAAGGCACCGUCGUCGCCAGCAGCCACACCUGCACAGCAACCCGUAUCCAUAUGGCUACGCCUCGGACCCCUAACGCGCGCAGGCCAGGCAUAUGCGCGUUCGCAGCGGAACCGGCCCUGGGCGACGCAGAUCGCAAGCGCGCUUGCCAUCUAUUUCGCCGCGGACAUCAGCGCGCAACGCAUCAGCGGCAAGGAGUACGUGCCGGAGCGCACGGUUAGGAAUAUGGUUAUCGGAGCCGUGUCUGCGGUGCCGUGCUUUAUAUGGUUCGUCUGGCUAUCGAAGAGCUUCAACUACGGCUCCCAUAUCGUCUCUAUCGGUGUCAAGAUUGUCGUCAACCAGAUGAUCUUCACCCCCACUUUCAACACCUACUUCUUCGGCUCGCAGGCGCUGUUGGCCGGAGAUAGCCUUGCUGACACCUGGGACCGUAUUGUCCGCACGGUCCCCAUCAGCUGGAUGAACGCGUGGAAGCUGUGGCCCGCCGUCCUGGCGUUUAGCUUCACUUACAUUCCUAUUGCUUACCGUAGUGUCUUCUCUGGCGCUGUCGCCGUCGGCUGGCAGACUUACCUCAGCUUUUUGAACCGCCAAGCCGAGAUCGAGGAAGAGGUGGCCCACCAAAAGAGCCCUGUAGCUGCGUUACCCACCGUCGAGGCGGCGACCCUAAAACUAGAGCAGAAGCGGCCCAUAGCGGCGUAGAUUUGACUUCAUUUUUCUGUGUACUUAGAUGGUAGACGAGCGACACGCAUUUGGCAGUAGAUGGACUAGGUUUACGGCAUAGACUUGGGAUUGGUGAUGUUCAAUAUCCACCAUUCGGAACCAAUAAAAUGAUAGAGGCUUUGGUGGAUCCCAAA
Messenger RNA from Annulohypoxylon maeteangense, 1248 nucleotides. RefSeq lists its product as uncharacterized. Lineage: Eukaryota; Fungi; Ascomycota; Sordariomycetes; Xylariales; Hypoxylaceae. The record is from RefSeq and is a predicted model, not a curated record. The transcript has 2 exons. The coding region runs from base 257 to 1093 and encodes 278 amino acids. Gene Ontology annotation, cellular component: mitochondrion; cytoplasm; membrane.